Messenger RNA from Ictalurus punctatus (channel catfish), 627 nucleotides. RefSeq names its product schlafen-like protein 1. The record is from RefSeq and is a predicted model, not a curated record. NCBI's taxonomy places the organism in Eukaryota, Metazoa, Chordata, Actinopteri, Siluriformes, Ictaluridae. The transcript is spliced from 3 exons.
AUGCCAUGGGGCAGCAGAAGUAUAGGGGUUCUGAACUGGAAACUUUUCUAUGGAGCCUACAUUGGCAGUGAGACACGAAACAUGGAAUUCAAGAGAGGUGGAGGUGAGUACAUUCAUUCUAGGUUCCAGUUGCAUUACCUUCGUAGACAUUCCUGUGCCUUCCUGAAUAGCAGCAGUGGAACUCUGCUCAUAGGAGUGGCUGAUAAUGGCAUUGUACAAGGCAUAAGCUGCAAUCCUAGGCAGGAGGACCAACUUCGACUGCUUAUUGGCUCCAGCUUGAAGUUAUUCCAUCCUCAAUUUCUUCCUCAUAGCUACAGCUUGACAUUUGUGCCAAUGGUGAAACCAGGUCCUAAAUGGAACAAUUUGAAGGUGCUGUGUCUCACACUGUGAUCCCCCUCUAGCCUGUCUUUGCCUGUCCUGUACCAAACUGACCAAGGAAAAGUCUUUCUUAGGAGGGACGGAACUGUGGAGGGCCCAGUUAGUGCCAGUGUUAUACAAGAAUGGGUGAGACAGAUGGAAAACAACCUGCUGGAGGAAACCGCUGGAGCUGAUCUGACUUCAGGAGCAGGGCAGUCCAUUAAUGGAUCAUCAUCUCUUCAGUCAGAAGCCAUUAACUCGUUGGAGUAA